Molecule: messenger RNA, 2685 nt
Organism: Brenthis ino (lesser marbled fritillary)
Lineage: Eukaryota; Metazoa; Arthropoda; Insecta; Lepidoptera; Nymphalidae
Source: the annotation of a GenBank genome assembly
AUGUCUCGUUUAAUUAUAAAAAAUCUUCCGAAUAAGGUUACUGUCGAUAAAUUGAAAGAUAUUUUUGGCGAGAAGGGUGAAGUGACCGAUGUACAAUUAAAAUAUACAAAAGAAGGAAAAUUCAGGAACUUUGGCUUUGUCGGAUAUAGAACUGAGGAACAAGCUACAUUAGCAAGGGAACACUUUGAUGGUACCUUUAUAAAUAGCAUGAAAAUAAAUGUUCAAGUUUGUGCAAAUCUCGGAGAUGAAAAAAAGCCUAGGGCUUGGAGUAAAUAUGCAACUGAUAGUACAGCAUACAAAAAAUUGCAUAAAGAUGAUAUACAAGAAGAUGUUAAACCUAAAAAAGAAAAACUCAGUAAAUCUGAGAAGAAUAAAAACAAAAUAAAGGAGCUAUUAAAGAAACACAAAAAUGAUCCAUUAUUUGCAGAGUUUAUUGAAGCGCAUAUUAACGAAAAAACUACUUGGAUCAAAGACGCUUUAAAGGAAUGCAAUAAAAGUGAUGAAGAUAGUGGUGUAGAAGAUGAAAAUAUUAUCCAAGAAGGAAAAGCUCUUGAAGUAACUAGUGCGGAUAAAGUGGUAAAAAAUGAAGAUACUAAUGUAUUGAAGGUUGCAGACACCCAAAUAAGUGAUUUAGAGUACAUGAAAAAACUGAUGAAGAAAGAAAAUGGAUUUAAAGAAGAACAUGAAGCUAAACAAGAAAAAGAAGAUACACCAAAAAAAAUAAGAAACCGGCCUUUAUUAUAUGUUAAAGUGACAGGAUUACCAUACAAAUGUAAAAAGAAAGAUAUAAAAGGAUUCUUCAAACCAUUAGUCCCAUAUUCAAUAAGAUUACCAUUAGGCAAAGGAAAAAAACUUGCUGGAUUCUGCUAUGUUGGGUUUAGGACAGAAAAGGAGUUUAACAAGGCAUUGACUAAGGAUAAACUAUUCAUAGGUAAUCAUCGUGUACAUGUACACAAGUAUGAAGACCAAGCUAAGAAAGCUGCAGAAGAGGAAGAACAAAAGAAUUUUGUAAAGAGACAAGAGAGAGAAGGUAAUGAAGAAAGUAUUGGCGAGAGUGGCAGCAUAUUUGUGAGAAACUUACCUUACGUGGUGUCUGAAGAAGAGGUGACUAAUUUAUUUGCGAAAUACGGUCCACUAGCCGAAGUAAACAUGCCUAUAGACCCGAUCCUCCGACAGCCGAAAGGGUUUGCGACGGUCACCUUCGUGAUGCCGGAGCACGCUGUCAAAGCGUUCACAGAACUCGACGGGACCGUUUUCUGCGGUAGAAUGCUGCACUUACUUCCCGCUAAGGCUGAGAAACUGGAGGAGGAUGAUGAUAAUGAUGAAGGACUAUCAUUCAAAGAGAAGAAAGCGAAACAGUUAAAGAAACUAGCAAAGUCGUCUCACAACUGGAAUGUAUUGUUCCUGGGCGCCAACGCGGUGGCGGACGUCGUCGCCGCCAACUACAACACCACUAAGGAACAGUUGUUAAGCGAAAAUAAUACAAACACCAGUGCUGCUGUGAGACUAGCGUUAGGAGAGACGCAACUAGUCGCCGAAACAAAAAAGUUCCUCGAGACCAAUGGCGUAUAUUUAGAUGCUUUUAAUAAGCCAGCUAAGAAGAGAUCAAAAACAUGUAUACUAGUGAAAAACUUACCCGCUGGCACUGACAAAGAGGAAAUCAAAGCGUUAUUUGUCAAACACGGUCACUUGGCUCGAUUUUUGAUGCCAAGCCACGGUAUAACAGCACUUGUUGAUUUCAUAGAGCCAUUCGAAGCUAAAAAAGCCUUUGCAAAACUUGCAUAUUCGCAAUUUAAAUCUGCACCAUUAUAUCUGGAAUGGGCCCCGGAAAAUGUUUUUGUUAAAUCAGCAAAAAAGGAAGAUAUUACGGAGGCUGAUGUAAAAUUAAGUGAAGGUGAAGAAGAAAAUGUAGAAGAUGUUGAUAAUAAAGACAUUAAGAAUAGCGAUAGUGAUAAGCGUAUAGCAGAUAAUGUGGAAGAUGAAAAACCAGAAAACGAUACUACUCUAUUUGUAAAGAAUCUUAAUUUUAAAACCACAGAUGAUUCUUUAAGAGCGCAUUUUGCUAGGUGCGGGAAACUACAUAGUGUUACUAUAGCCAGGAAAAAGGACCCUAAAAAUCCGGGACAAUUUCUUUCUAUGGGCUAUGGGUUUGUUCAGUAUGUAAGGAAGGAACAAGCAAAUGAAGCUCUGAAAGAACUUCAAAGUUCAACACUUGAUGGUAAAACUUUAGAAUUGAAACGAUCGGAGAGAGGAAAUAACACGGAAGUCAGGUCUUCAAAGAAAAAUUCCAAAGAUACUAUACAGAAUGGAACAAAAAUACUCGUCCGUAAUGUGCCAUUCCAAGCAAAUAGAAACGAAUUAAACGAAAUAUUCAGAGCAUUUGGAGAGAUCAAAACUCUACGACUUCCUAAGAAAUUGACAACGGGCUCCGACCAGCAUCGAGGAUUUGCAUUUGUUGAUUUUCACUCUAAAGCAGAUGCUAAGACUGCCUUCGAAGCUUUAUGCCAAUCAACUCAUCUCUACGGGAGACGAUUGGUACUGGAAUGGGCAGAUCAAAGCGACGAGAAUGAGGAUAUCAGCUUGUUAAGAAAACGGACUGCACAAGCAUUCAAUGCGAAAGUGCCAGGAGGAAAAAAAUCAAGGAAAGGUGCCGUAGAUGUAGAAACUUUUGUGGAUGGAGAAAAC